AUGGAACAAUUUGAAGAGAAUAGUGAGUUUGAAAUCUCCGCAGAAAGAAUCACGGAAAAAAUCCGAAAUAUAAAAGCGAGAUUUCUUAUAAGCAUCAGCUUGAAGAGACGCCCCCUGUUCUACAUCUUCACUGUCCUGCUCCCCGUGGCCCUCCUCCACUUCCUCAACAGCUUCGUGUUCCUGCUGCCUUCACAGAGCGGAGAGAUGACCAGCAUGGUCGUGUCUAUCCUCCUCAGCUUCCAGCUGUUUCUGUCCAUCAUCAGAGAUCCCCUGCCCGAGAACUCCUUGACCGUCAGCCUCUUCAGUCUCUAUGUCUCUCUUGUCAACUUCACCAGUGUCGUCAUCGUCGUUGUCAACAUCAUCCUCCUCAAAAUGAAGGAGAAUCCGACACCGAAAUGGAUCUUAAUUAUGUAUAAGAAAGACAAACGUAAAGUAGAUGUUGAGAUAGGCAAUGUGGAGGAUGAAGAGCAGGGAAGACCAAAGUGGGAAGAUAUUGAAACUAAACUGAACAAGGCUUGUUUUCUAUUUUUCUUUGUGUUCAGUUGUGGUGCAACGGCUGCAACGCUUGGGAUGCUGAUGAUGCUGUAG
This is a messenger RNA of Haliotis rubra (blacklip abalone), 588 nucleotides long. Its product is annotated as acetylcholine receptor subunit beta-type unc-29-like. The transcript has a single exon. Gene Ontology annotation, molecular function: transmembrane signaling receptor activity; neurotransmitter receptor activity; monoatomic ion channel activity. The record is from RefSeq and is a predicted model, not a curated record. The coding region runs from base 1 to 588 and encodes 195 amino acids. Gene Ontology annotation, cellular component: membrane; neuron projection; synapse. NCBI's taxonomy places the organism in Eukaryota, Metazoa, Mollusca, Gastropoda, Lepetellida, Haliotidae. Gene Ontology annotation, biological process: chemical synaptic transmission; signal transduction; nervous system process.